AUAGCGUGUUAUCAACUUCAUAGUACACGGCGUUACCGUUAUCUACCUUGUGCGGGCCUCUAUUUUAGACAUUGAGUAGCUAUAGACCUCUGUUAGUUAAACUAAACACGUGAUUCAAAUAACAUAACGAUCACUUGAAGAAGGAAGUUUAAUUCGCAACAAAUGCAAAUGGCGGCCUGUAAGAUAUGGCUUGUUUUCACAGAAUUGAUAUAAACGUUAGUAGCAAAAUGGCAAGUAAGUUAUCUAUUCGCCGCGCCCAGGUUCACGUGCCCAACACGUGUGCAUGGUGUGAAAGCAUACAGGACGUGAACUGGUACUGUAAUGACUGUCUGGAGGUUCUGUGUGAUCGUUGUAAGGAGAUCCAUAAACGAGCGAACAGGACAAAAAACGACGAUGUCGUACCAAUAAAAGAGGCGAACAAGCAGGACGAGGCAGUACUCCCAGAGGUUUGUAAGACACAUCGAGGUAAGACAUGUGACCUGUACUGUAGUGACUGUGACAUCGCGAUGUGUACGAUGUGUUUUACCGAGGGACAUAAACAACACACUUUCAAAAAUAUUGAAGAGGAAAUUGUCUCGCAGAAACAGUACAUGCAAGAUCAAUUGAAAAUAUUAAAGUCCAAGUCAGACCAUUUUAAUGAUAAUCUAUCCAAACGUCAUGAAGUGAACAAGUCAGUCAAAGAGAGCGUGGCUGUCAUCCGACAAACUGUACAAACCCAGAGACAAAAACUGAAAGCAGAAAUUGAUUCCAUAGCCGACGCCGUCUUGGUCGAGUUAUCGGCCUUGGUGAACGAAGAAGAAAAAUCCUAUCAACAGGACUGCAAAUCUAACGAGCAAACUAUCAAAGAGAUCAAACAGCUGAUCAAAGAUGUAGAGCAGAAGACAGAAAAGAUGUCCACUACAUCCAUAUUGGAGCUGACAGGGAGACUGAGAACCACCAUACCGCUGUAUGAUGUUACUAAAAAGAGCGUGUUACCUCGCCCACCUCACUUCAUUCCUGGGGAACUUAACGCAGAUCAGAUAAAGUCAAUGAUUGGAUAUAUUCAUGUCGGCAAAUUGAAGACUGACGACCUUAGGUAUGAGAAGAAAGAGGUUGACAGUAAAAAGGUUAGUCAGAUUUCUACAUUCCUAGUAUCUCAGCAGACACAAAUCAACUCAAUAUGUCCUAUUGACGACAAUCACGCAUGGAUGUCAGUACAUGGAUCUAAAGUAUUGGUUAAAGUCAACAAGGAAGGUAAGGUCACAGAGUCUGUCAGCCUUGACUUUAACCCAUGGUGUCUGGCAAUGACCAACACAGAAGAACUACUGAUCACGUUUCGUAAUAGUUCACCGCUGAUACACAAAUUAUCCAAGGACAGAAGAGUGACCAGAUUCGCUGACAUCAGUCCGUUUGGAGCAUGGGGUAUCAGUGUCAGUGACAAUGACGAGGUGUUCGUUACUACUGCCACUACAACAAUACAGGUACUGAACAUGUCCGGGGAGAGGAUCAGACAAAUCUCGUGUGGAGGUGAUGGGCAGAGUAUCGUAUGUAUGACCACAGGAUGUAUAGCUGUCACCACUGGCACGAGUAUGUAUCAUUGUAAGGAAAUGAUUGUCAUCAACAAAUCUGAUCAGAUCAUACAGAAGUGGAGUGGGGAACUGGACAAUGGUCAGGAGUUAGAAAAGACGACACAAUGUAAUAUAGCACGAGAUAGAUAUGACAGAGUGUUUGUACCAGACUCCUACACUAACCAGGUAUACGUCCUCUCGGGGAAUGAGAGAAAGGCCAAGUGUCUCCUAAACAAGACACAUGGAGUAACACAGCCACUGGCUGUGUGUGUAGACAGGUGUGGACAUGUCUGGAUCGGAUGUUACAAUGGUACAGUACAUGUGAUGGAACUAUAAACAAAUCAGUGGUAUCACCAGACCGAGUCGAUAUCAAAAUGAAUGAAAACAUAGCAUUAUGUUAUAAUGCCGAUACAAAUGUUUUCGUGCUAUAAAUCCGUAGCGUGAACGCCUUAAAAUGAUCCAAUUUAUUUCAUGUGUUACGGUAAAAACAUGUCAACUAUAUCGUGUGUUGUUUAUUUCGAUUAUCACAAAUUUCUGUUUUGAACUUUAUUGUGAUCAGUAGGAAAUCGAAGAGCUCUACGCUGAAUUUUAACAGGAUUAUGUUCCAUCAUAAUGUAAUGUCAACAGAUAUAUAUACAUUUGGCUUAACUCAUUCACCCCUGAAAUUUCAUAAUGAACUAUUCCAACCUUUGAAUUGGAAGAGUUCAAAUGUGUCUUCAGGGGUGAAUGAGUUAACAUAUCAUAGUUAAAGUAUAGCUUGAAAACGUUGAUUUAUCAAUGUUCACAAUAAGC
Molecule: messenger RNA, 2339 nt
Organism: Mizuhopecten yessoensis (Yesso scallop)
Lineage: Eukaryota; Metazoa; Mollusca; Bivalvia; Pectinida; Pectinidae
Exons: 1
Coding region: 186-1883 (565 amino acids)
Biological process (GO): positive regulation of DNA-templated transcription
Cellular component (GO): chromatin; nucleoplasm
Molecular function (GO): zinc ion binding; ubiquitin-protein transferase activity
Source: RefSeq, a predicted model, not a curated record